Messenger RNA from Xenia sp. Carnegie-2017, 1336 nucleotides. RefSeq names its product NADH-cytochrome b5 reductase 3-like. Gene Ontology annotation, cellular component: mitochondrion. Lineage: Eukaryota; Metazoa; Cnidaria; Anthozoa; Malacalcyonacea; Xeniidae. The coding region runs from base 147 to 1058 and encodes 303 amino acids. The transcript has 9 exons. Gene Ontology annotation, molecular function: FAD binding; oxidoreductase activity. The record is from RefSeq and is a predicted model, not a curated record.
GAACAUUUGGCUCUUGAAUGAAACUACGUACAAACCAUCACUGAAAUUGGCCAUUUGGUAUAUUUUGCCUUGGGAUUUAGCAAAAGUAGAAAACCAAUUACAAUGAAAUAAUUCUGAACUAUAUUAUUAUUGUUUCAAACGUGGCUAUGGAAUCUAACGGUAAAAUUCCCGUGUUUGUUGGUGUUGCAGUGGUUUCUGUUUCUGUUGUGUUAUUUCUGCUUCAAAAGUUUUUCAAAAUCAUUGAAAAACAGAGACCUGUUGCUUUGAAUCCAAGUAAAAAGAUUUCUUUUGAGAUGAUUGAGAAGGAGGCAAUUAGUCACGAUACACGAAGGUUUAGGUUUGCCCUUCAGAGCCAAGAACAUGUAUUGGGGUUGCCUGUUGGUAAACACAUGUAUUUGAGUGCGAAGAUAAAUGACAGCUUGGUGAUACGUCCCUACACUCCUGUGACGUCCGACGACGAAAUUGGUUAUUUUGACCUUGUAAUUAAAGUGUAUUUCAAGAAUGUACAUCCAAAGUUUCCUGAUGGUGGGAAAAUGUCACAACAUCUCGAUCAAAUGAAUAUUGGCGAUGCUAUUGAUGUACGUGGUCCGUGUGGUAAACUUAUUUAUGAAGGAAAAGGGAAAUUAUCCAUUGAAGUAUCUAAAGAUAAAACCGUUCAACGUCAAUGUCGUUAUUUGGGAAUGAUUGCUGGUGGCACAGGAAUCACGCCAAUGUUACAGAUCAUUCGUGAUGUGUUAAAGCAUGACGACGAUAAAACAGAAAUGUCACUUCUUUAUGCCAAUCAGACAGAAAAAGAUAUUUUACUGCGCAAUGAACUGGAAGAGAUAGCGGAGAAAUACCCAGAGCGUUUUAAACUAUGGUACACUUUGGACCGUCCUCCUGAAGAUUGGACGUAUAGCGGUGGAUUCGUUAACGAUGAAAUGAUUAAAGAGCAUCUACCUUCAGCUGGUGAUCAAACACAAAUUUUGAUGUGUGGACCACCUCCUAUGAUUAAAUAUGCUUGUCUUCCAAACCUAGAAAAACUUAAUUUCACUCCUGACAUGUACUUUGACUUCUGAAGCCGUUAAUUUGCGCAUUUUGCUUUGGUAUUUUUUACUUAUAAAUAAUCAAUAUCACAUUGUGUAUGAAAUUACGCCUGUACGCAGGUAGCAAGUCGGUUUAUCAUGUAUUGUUGUACAUAGAUGAACAUAAUUGGAUUAAUGUUGAAAUGCUCGGUGAAAGUUAAGAAAUUCUUUCAUUAGUCAUCUCAUUAUGUUCCAUAUCAAGUGAAUAUAAUAGUAAAACUCCAUAUAGUAAGGCUUUAUGUGUAGUCAUUAAAUAAGUUUUUGCUCGUUGA